Eutrema salsugineum is the source of this 1262-nucleotide messenger RNA. Its product is annotated as ninja-family protein AFP3. Gene Ontology annotation, cellular component: nucleus. NCBI's taxonomy places the organism in Eukaryota, Viridiplantae, Streptophyta, Magnoliopsida, Brassicales, Brassicaceae. The coding region runs from base 337 to 1143 and encodes 268 amino acids. The transcript is spliced from 2 exons. Gene Ontology annotation, biological process: negative regulation of DNA-templated transcription; signal transduction. The record is from RefSeq and is a predicted model, not a curated record.
UUUCUUCUUCUCUUCGUAUCCAUCUUAUCUCUCUUCUCUCUUCCUAUCUAAAUUCUCUCGGGCUCUUAAUUUUUUGGAUUUUAUUUUUGUUUCGUAAUUUCUAAAUGUUCGUUCGAGAUUUGUCGGAGAAAAUUUCGGUAAAAUGUUGAAUUUUGUGCGAUUUUUUUGAAUAAAAGGAGAGGUCGUCAUCUUUUUUCUUUUUCUUUUCUUCUACUUCGCAAAUUGAAGAAUGGAAUCUUCGAAAAUUUGAUAUUUGCUCUUUUCUUGGGAUUUGAAUGCUUUUUCAUACCAUCAGGAAUCUGUUCGAGUUUCCAGUUUUUCUUCUAAAUCUUAAAUAUGUCGGAAGCUGAGAAAAGCCGGAAUAUUCCUCCCCGACGAACCCCUCCUAGAGAUCUGUUGCAGAGGUUCAUGUCCAAAAACCAGAAACUAUCUGACGAAAGCAACAACAUGGAAGAUGGAGAGGUAGAGAUUGAGCUAGACUUGGGGCUUUCUCUAAACGGCAGGUUCGGUGUGGACCCACUCGCGAAGACGAGGCUCACGCGGUCUUCCUCAAUUCCUGAUUUCGUGGUCAACGAUAGAUCGGAGCUGAGUAGGACUUGCUCGUUGCCGGUGGAGACAGAGGAGUGGAGGAAGAGAAAGGAGUUGCAGAGCUUGAGGCGGCUCGAGGCCAAGAGAAAAAGGUCAGAGAAGCAGAGAAACGUGAGAGUACUUAGAGAGAAACACAAAGCUGGAGGAGGAGGAGGAGGAGGAGGAGAAGAGAAGAUUGUAGAAGAAGGAUCUAUUGGAUCCUCUGGAAGUGGUUCCUCUGGUUUGUCCGAACUCGAUACCAUCCCUCCUCCUGUUCAAGCAACAACAAACAAGCCCAUGGAAACAAGUCCUUCAAGUGCGCAAUCUGUACCGGAGAAUCCGGCAGGCCGAAACAUCAUAGAAGACAUGCCAUGCGUGUCAACAACAGGUGAUGGACCAAACGGGAAAAAGAUCGAUGGGUUUCUGUAUCGAUACAGGAAAGGUGAGGAGGUGAGGAUCGUGUGUGUGUGCCAUGGAAGCUUCCUCUCGCCUGCAGAGUUCGUUAAGCAUGCUGGUGGCGGUGACGUGGCACAUCCUUUAAAGCACAUCGUUGUAAAUCCAUCUCCCUUCUUGUGACCCUAUAUGGUCUCUUUGGGACAGUUUCUCUUUACUCAAAUUGUUUGUAUCGAUUCGAAACAAAAUGUUACAAAUUCUAAUAUCUUUGAGGUCUAUAAACAGAAAUUAAAUUUAUCCAA